AUGUCAUCGCAGCUGAAAGAUAUACCUACAGUUGGGUCGUCUGGUAUUAUCACGUCUUGGAUAGACGCGUUCCGGUUUGUCUUCCACGCGAAGGAGAUCAUUCAGGAAGGUUAUAACAUACACUACGGGAAAGCCUUCAAAGUGCCGUUGCUCGACAAAUGGAUGAUCGUAGUGAGCGGCUCAGAGAAGAUCAAUGACAUUCGAAAAGCCUCGAAUGAGCAGUUAUCUGCUACGGACGCGGGUCAAGAGCUUUUCCAGUUCGACCAUACGAUGGGAAAGAGCGUCAGCGCCGACCCUUAUCAUGCAGGUGUUGUGCGAGGCCCGCUGACCCGCAAUAUUGCUGUGCGUUUUGCGGAUGUUCAGGACGAAAUCAAGGCAUCCUUCAAAGAUGACAUACCUAUGACUGAAGACUGGAUAGAAGUCCCCGCGUACAAGACAUUUUUAGAAAUUAUAUGCAGAGCAAGCAACCGGAUGUAUGUUGGACUUCCUCUUUGUCGCAAUCGCGAUUACAUCAACCUCAACAUCAAUUACACCGUCAAUGUUAUUGCCUGCGCUCAUGUCAUCAACCUUUUCCCCCCAAUCCUAAAGCCCAUCGUGGGCUCUAUCUUCACGCCUCGCAGACGUGCGGUGGCCAAGAUGGAGCAAUUACUUGGUCAAACUAUACAGGAACGACUACAUCAAGAUGAUGUGCAUGGCAAAGAUUGGCCGGGAAAGCCGAACGAUGUUCUCUCUUGGCUCAUUGAUGCGACAGAUGGUGACCGUGAACGGCGUACAAUACAGGACUUGGUCACUCGAUUACUUUUCAUAAACUUUGGGUCUAUUCAUACGACGUCUAUGACAUUUGUUACCGUUCUGUAUGCAUUAGCUGCUCAUUCUGAAUAUGUGCAGACCCUUCGAGACGAGGUCGAAGCCGCAAUUGAAGCAGAAGGCUGGACGAAAGCCGCAAUGAGAAGGAUGUGUCAGCUUGAUAGUUUCUUGAAGGAGUCACAGAGACUGUACGGCGGCAUCGGUACCUUCAGCAUGUUACGCGUCGUUAAGAAAGAUUUUGUCUUUUCGGACGGAACCACUGUUCCUGCUGGCAAUCACCUCUCCGCUGCAGCUUAUUCCACGCAUAUGGACGAGGAGAACUACGAGGACCCACUAGAGUUCAAACCGUGGAGAUUUUCUGAUAAGAGGAAAGAGGAGGGUGAGGGCACCCGCCACCAGAUGGUCACGCUCGACUCGGAUUAUGUUCUUUUUGGUAACGGACGCCCGGCGUGCCCUGGCCGGUUUUUCGCCGUUAAUGAGCUCAAGGCCCUCAUGUGCCAUAUUCUCUUGAACUUUGAUGUGAAGAUAGACAAAGUUCCCCCGCCUGGAUGGUUCCUUUCUCAGCAGUUCCCAAGCCAGAGCAGUAAGGUGCUGUUCCGCAAGAGGGCACCUGCGUUAUGA
This is a messenger RNA of Desarmillaria tabescens, 1428 nucleotides long. Its product is annotated as cytochrome P450. The coding region runs from base 1 to 1428 and encodes 475 amino acids. Gene Ontology annotation, molecular function: monooxygenase activity; iron ion binding; oxidoreductase activity, acting on paired donors, with incorporation or reduction of molecular oxygen. NCBI's taxonomy places the organism in Eukaryota, Fungi, Basidiomycota, Agaricomycetes, Agaricales, Physalacriaceae. The transcript has 11 exons. The record is from RefSeq and is a predicted model, not a curated record.